AUGACGAGUUCAUCGGACCUUGUUUGGACUCUCAGACGUGCCCCAGCGCCCGCAGGUUCAGGUCAUCUCACUAACCUUCCGCCCCCCACGGGAUACAAGAAGAUGAAGAAUCACCUGACUGAAGCCUGGGUUGCCCUGUUGAUGAGUCUUUUCAGCAGACACACUUCGGGUGCCUCUCCUCGUCUUGUUCCCUCUUCAGAGGAGGCUUCCUUGAUGACUCUGACAACUCAUGCUUUGGCCGCCGUCCUUGAGGCUUCCCCGAAACCUCUUUGUUCUGCUCUGUUUCUGACGGAAGGUUCUCUCUCUUCUUACUCUUUAUUCCAGUUGGCGCAUUGGGUCCCUGCUCCCCGGGGUGUGGGCGUCUUUGAAGUGACUCUAAGCGACCUCAAGGAUAACGCAACAGAAACAGAAAUCUCCUCAGUUAUCGCCAAAGCAAGGAAAAUGCGUGAAUUGUCGUGGUGCGUGAACGUGGUCGUCCUGAGCGACGACCCCGCCUUCCUGGCCUCGUUCGCCGAGUCGUCGCUCCGGGGCCGCCUCCUGGUGUGGGCCACGAGGCUCCUGGUCGUCACCCGCCUGCCCCUUCACGAGCUCCGGCGGCUCCUCUCCUCCUCCUGGACCUUCUCCAUGAUGAACGCUAUGCCGUACGGUAUAGCUGAAGGAGAGCUGUUACACCUAGCGACCUGGGCACCUGGGCACGGCAUCCACGUCAAAGGCGGGCUGGAGCUCUUCCCGGAAAAGUUUGAAAACUUCCACGGCGCCGAGGUGGGCGUGACAGCCUUGUCAUUCCGCCCGUACUGGAUCGAGGAGGAGACGACGGGACAAGACGGAGCCCUUCAUAAGACGUACACUGGCUCCGACGGACUCCUUUUGGGAACGAUUGCCGAGGGUCUCAAUUUUACCUUCACGCCUCUUCCGGUCUCUACUUGGGCAGAAGUGACGCAGCGGGUCGUCGAGAGGAGAUCGCUCAUGGCGGUCGUGCACCACGUCCUUCUACCUCAACGCAAAGAACGUUACGACUACACCUACACCUACGAGCAAAUCCUGUUCGACUUUUGCAUGGCCAGACCCUCGCUCACGCCUCAGUGGCAGAGUCUUUACUACCCGCUGUCUGACGCUGUGUGGGCUUGCAUCUUGGCCGCUGUCUUCUUCAUGGCCGUGGUCUUGUAUAUGGUCACCAACGCGACCAGGCAAGAAAGAAGCAAGAAAUUUAGUCCAUGGAACGUGACCGAACUCACCCUGGCCUCUCUGCUCGGCCAGUCUGUACCUCUCGGCAGGAGCACCAACGCCUUUCGAGUUUCAGUGGCUUGUUGGCUCGUCUUCGCCUUCGUCGUGGGCACCGCCUACCGGGGCAACCUCACCGCCGCCCUCACGCUGCCCAAGUACCCUGACAGACCGGAAACCAUUGAGCAACUCGUCAAGGCGGUGGACAGCGUGACUAUGCCGAGUUACGGAGCCGAAUUCCAAGCCUUUUUCCUGAAGUCGAAUUCCGACGUGUUCCGCACCCUCGGGGGCCUCAUGGAGAUCGUGCCCUCGGCCAUGGACGGCCUCAACGGCGUCGCCACGAAGAGGCAAUCCUUCAUGGACGGGCGGCGCUAUUUGGAGCACAUGAUCGCGGAGCAUUUCACGGACGCGCGCGGGGAGGCCCAGCUGUACGUGGGGCGUCAGAGCGUCCUUCCGGGGCUGGCGGGCUGGCCGAUCCCCCACGACGCGCCCUACAAGCCGCAGCUCGACCGCCUCAUGAUGAGGAUUCUGGAGGUCUUAUCUCCGUUUCUGAAAUCCUCACACUCCAGCUACCUUUCCUACACACAGGCUGGCCUAUACGAGAAGUGGAGCGAGGACAUGCUAGAGCGAGCGAGAGUAGAGGCUCGACGCCGCCAGAAGAGGAAGCUGCAGGAACUGAGACUGGACGAGGAGGACGUCGGGGUUGAGGUCGAGGAAUCAGCACGCAAGACCAAGCCUCUUACGGUCGUCCACUUGCAGGGUCCUCUUAUACUCUUGCUUCUCGGCCUACUGUUGGGGGGGACGGUGUUCGCCCUAGAGGUCCUCGUGGCCAGAUUAUAG
Molecule: messenger RNA, 2061 nt
Organism: Penaeus chinensis
Lineage: Eukaryota; Metazoa; Arthropoda; Malacostraca; Decapoda; Penaeidae
Exons: 12
Coding region: 1-2061 (686 amino acids)
Cellular component (GO): membrane
Molecular function (GO): ligand-gated monoatomic ion channel activity
Source: RefSeq, a predicted model, not a curated record